Echinops telfairi (small Madagascar hedgehog) is the source of this 1513-nucleotide messenger RNA. RefSeq names its product annexin A1 (gene ANXA1). Gene Ontology annotation, molecular function: calcium ion binding; calcium-dependent phospholipid binding; phospholipase A2 inhibitor activity. The coding region runs from base 188 to 1228 and encodes 346 amino acids. NCBI's taxonomy places the organism in Eukaryota, Metazoa, Chordata, Mammalia, Afrosoricida, Tenrecidae. The record is from RefSeq and is a predicted model, not a curated record. The transcript has 13 exons. Gene Ontology annotation, biological process: regulation of cell shape; myoblast migration involved in skeletal muscle regeneration; negative regulation of exocytosis. Gene Ontology annotation, cellular component: plasma membrane; cytoplasm.
GGAAGAGGCUGAGGCAGGAACUUCAAACAAAAGCAGCCUGUUCCUAACUUCUGGUUGCUAGGUGUGGCCUCCUUGCCAGUCCUAUAAAAUCAGAAGCCCAAGGCUCCUUCCACUGCCAGAGACCAGAACUCCAGAGAAGAACCUCUCUAGUUUUUGCACGGAGGCAGAAAACAAAACUUCUUUAAGGAUGGCAAUGGUAUCGGAAUUCCUCAAGCAGGCCUGGUUUAUUGAAAACGAGGAGCCGGAAUACAUUAAAACUGUGAAAGGCUCGAAAGGUGGCCCUGGGUCCGCAGUGAGCCCUUAUCCUGCCUUCAAUCCAGCCUCCGAUGUUGCUGCCUUGCACAAAGCAAUCACAGUUAAAGGUGUGGAUGAAGCAACCAUCAUUGACAUUUUGACUAAGAGAACCAAUGCUCAACGCCAGCAAAUCAAAGCUGCAUACCUCCAAGAGAAAGGAAAACCCCUGGAUGAAGCUCUGAAGAAAGCCUUCACAGGCCACCUGGAGGAAGUUGCCUUGGCUCUAUUAAAAACUCCCGCCCAGUUUGAUGCUGAUGAACUCCGCGCUGCCAUGAAGGGCCUUGGCACUGAUGAGGACACCCUCAUUGAAAUUUUGGCAUCAAGAACUAACAGAGAGAUCAGGGACAUUAACAGAGUCUACAGAGAUGAACUGAAGAGAGAUCUGGCCAAAGACAUUACCUCCGACACAUCUGGUGAUUUUCAAAAGGCUUUGCUUUCUCUCGCCAAGGGUGACCGAUCUGAAGAUUUUGGUGUGAAUGACGACUUGGCUGACACGGAUGCCAGGGCCUUGUAUGAAGCAGGAGAAAAGAGAAAGGGGACGGAUGUGAAUGUUUUCACUAAGAUUCUGACCACCAGAAGCUACAACCAUCUCCGCAGAGUGUUUCAGAAAUACACCAAAUACAGUCAGCAUGACAUGAACAAAGUGCUGGAUCUGGAGCUGAAAGGUGACAUUGAGAAGUGUUUCACCGCUAUUGCGAAGUGUGCCACAAGCAAACCAGCUUUCUUUGCUGAGAAGCUUCAUCAGGCCAUGAAGGGUGUCGGAACUCGUGAUAAGGCUCUGAUCAGGAUUAUGGUUUCCCGUUCUGAAGUUGACAUGAACGAUAUCAAAGCAUUCUAUCAGAAGAUGUAUGGUAUCACUCUUUGCCAAGCCAUCCUGGAUGAAACCAAGGGAGACUAUGAAAAAAUCCUGGUGGCUCUUUGUGGAGGAAACUAGACAUCGUUUUAAUGUUCUCAAGUACUAUAACCAGAAGACAUGUUAAUGCAAGUUUUUUUUAAAUUGUAUAUUCUAAUCUUAGAUAAAUUCUUUCAGCAGGAUUACAAUCUAGUUACCUGGCUUCUCAAAUAUAUAUAUACUUAUAAAGCAUUUUUAUUUCACACUUCUCUGUAAUAGACCUUUUUUUUAAGACCUUCCCCAAACAAUAAAACCCCAUAAACCAAGUGUUGUAGUGAUGUUACCUGAGAGAUGUUUAUACCUGGAAAUAAAAUGAAUUUAAAGGCA